Molecule: messenger RNA, 3807 nt
Organism: Endocarpon pusillum Z07020
Lineage: Eukaryota; Fungi; Ascomycota; Eurotiomycetes; Verrucariales; Verrucariaceae
Exons: 1
Coding region: 1-3807 (1268 amino acids)
Biological process (GO): nucleotide-excision repair
Cellular component (GO): nucleus
Molecular function (GO): DNA endonuclease activity; single-stranded DNA binding
Source: RefSeq, a predicted model, not a curated record
AUGGGAGUUACGGGCCUUUGGACAGUGGUUGCGCCGACGGCCCGACCUACUCAACUUGCUUCGCUAAACCGUAGACGACUUGCCGUCGAUGCCUCGAUUUGGAUAUACCAAUUUCUCAAAGCUGUGCGCGACAAAGAAGGAAAUGCUCUCCGCAACUCCCAUGUUGUCGGGUUCUUUCGUCGUAUAUGCAAGCUUUUGUACUUUGGAAUCAAGCCUGUCUUUGUGUUCGAUGGAGGCGCACCACUAUUGAAAAGGGAGACUGUUCGAGGAAGGGCAAGAAGGAGAGAAGGUAGGAGGGAAGAUGCUGUGCGGACAGCUGGAAAGCUUUUGGGAAUGCAGAUGCAGAGGGCUGCUGAGGAGGAAGAAAAGACGAGAAGAGCUGAGAGGGACAGGACAUCGGACGAGGAAGAAUUGCCACCAGAAGAAGAAAUGGUGUAUGUUGAUGAAUUGGGGAUGACCAGCAAGGAGCGUCACCAGAACCGGCUGUUCAAAAAGAAAGAUCAAUACCAUCUGCCAGCUUUGGAUGUGAGUAUCGAAUCUCUGGGGGCGCCUAACGAUCCAAGAAUCAUGAGUCAAGCAGAGUUGGAGGAGUAUGCUAGGCAGUUUCACAGUGGGGAAGAUAUCAACGUCUACGACUUCAGCAAAAUCGAUUUCGAAAGUCCAUUCUUUUUGAGCUUGCCGGCAAGCGAUCGAUACAACAUUCUUAAUGCGGCGAGGUUGAGGAGUCGGCUUCGCAUGGGAUAUUCGAAAGAGCAGCUUGAUGACAUGUUUCCGGACAGGAUGGCUUUCUCGCGGUUUCAGAUUGAACGAGUUCGAGAAAGGAACGAGCUGACCCAACGAUUGAUGCAUGUGAAUGGAAUGGCUGAGGAUUUCCUUGAUCAAGGUGGAAGGAUUGCCGGCGAGAAGGGGAAAGAAUACGUGCUUGUGAAAAAUGAAGGGGUUGAAGGUGGUUGGGCAUUGGGUGUGGUCUCGAACAAAGGGGGCCAGGAAGCCAAUGCGAUCAACGUGGAUGAGGAGGCGAAGGAUGAGAGCGAUGUGGAUCAAGAUGACGAGGAAGACUUCGAGGAUGUCGCGAUUGAAGGACUCAACAGGCUUCCAAAGAGGUGGGCCAGGAAGAGGACAGAAGUUGAUUAUAAUCCAGAUUAUAAAGACGCAGCCGAAGAAAUCGCACAGAAACGACGAUCAAUAUACGAAGCCCGGCAAAAGGCAGCCGAAAGACGGCCGGUGCAACCACAUCCGUACGCUCAACCUGAAAAUGAAGAACUGUUUGUUGGACAAGAUAAUCCCAAUAAGUCAGACGAGGACGUAGACGAUCUGUUUGAAGACGUGGACAUGGAACAAGGUGAAGACGACGAUGACUUGCAACGAGCUAUUCAAAUGUCAUUGCAUAAAUCUGACCACGAUGCUUCAGCGUUUGGUGAUGCGCAGACUGACUUGUUCACCGCAGAAAAUCGAAAAAAUGGUCGCGUCGUUGUUAAGAAUGUCAACCAGCGAGCUCAUCAAAAUAUGAAUGGAGUUCAGCUGGCCAACGGUGAUGAGGAGGACGAGGACGGUUGGUUUGACCUACAAGCAGCCUUGACUGAGUCGAGAAAAUCUAAGCAUCAGUCGAGAAGCCGUGCAGGUUUCAAAUCCCCACCCUCUGUUACGCCCAGAGAGAAGACAUUUAACGGGCCACUGCCAUUCGAAUCGUUGAACUUGGGGCAAUCCCUGCUGGGUAAGAAGAAAGCCGAGAAAAUCGCGCAGGAUCAGGCAGGAGGAUUCGACAAGGAUAGUGAUCGCCAGAAUAUCAAGUCUGUGCCAUUGCCUUCCUGGUUCGACGCGAAAGAUUGGACUAAUGCUGUUGAGCGAGGUGCUGAGCUGGACACAGAUGAUAAUGAUUAUCAUGCUACUUUUGGCCUGGAGGACAUUGACAAGCGGGAAGCUUUGAUGCGUCACGACACACUGGAUUUUAUUGAUGUUGAUGAGCCUUCGCAGUCGAAAAUAACAGAUCAGAUCGUGGUCGAGCUGUCCGACGAUGAGGAGGUGGUAAGGGAUGUCGACACGAGUGACGAAGCGCUUGAACAAAAGCGACAGAAAUCACAAGAGCCACCAGACCCUAUGAACGAUGAAAGUCCAACCCUUGCCCAUGAGUCUUAUCAAGAACAACCAACGUCACCCGGCUUGCUGAUGGACGAUGUAGCGGACAUCGCACAAGCUCGUCCUCCAAUAAUCAGCGUCCCUGAUCACCUUCCUGAGGCUCCGGCUGACAAGGACUCGAAUUUACCUGUUGAUUCAGUCAUUGAAGAGCAGGUUGAGUGGAGAAAGUCAGACGAGGAAAAUGAUGGCGCGGCCAAAGUAUUGGAUCAGGAGUCACAAGGCCCAGACACGAGAAGCACGACAUCGGAGGUUGAGCAGAGUUUUGGAAGUGGGAUGCAAGAAGUGGAAGAGGUCGGGGACGAUUUUGAGGAUGUGGAACUUUCCACACGACCAACUUUGCUGCGAGAGGAAACCAGCGGCUUGAACGCCGCGGAUAUCUCUCUGGCAAACCAAUUUAUAAUAGCAGAAGACGGACAAGAUCUUGUUCAGGCCAAUGCAGCAGGGGACCAAGAAGAGCAUUUCUCAGAGUCCGACGAGGAGCUAAUGCGCCAGAUGGUCAUCGAAGCAGAAGAACAUGCCCGAUUCGCUUCCACUUUGAACAACACUCGCACUCCUGCGGAUGCAGCUCGUGACUACGAGAAAGAAUUGAAACAGCUCCGAAAUCAGCAGAAAAAGGACAGACGUGAUGCUGACGAGGUAACUCAAGUAAUGGUUCAAGAAUGUCAAGCUCUUCUUCGUCUUUUUGGUCUUCCCUAUAUCACGGCGCCAAUGGAAGCAGAAGCACAAUGCGCAGAGCUUGUCAAUCUGGGCUUGGUUGAUGGAAUUGUGACUGAUGAUUCUGAUAUUUUCCUCUUUGGUGGUACGCGAGUCUACAAGAACAUGUUUAAUGCAGCCAAAUUUGUGGAGUGCUAUCUCACCACCGACCUCGAGAAGGAGUACGCUCUUGACCGCAGGAAGCUAAUUAGCUUUGCCCACCUCCUUGGUAGCGAUUACACUGAGGGUAUCCCAGGAAUCGGGCCUGUGACAGCCCUCGAGAUCCUGACGGAUUUUGACACCCUCGAAGAAUUCCGCGACUGGUCCGCUAAGAUUCAAAUGGGCCAGCUGGACGGUAAUAUCACCACGCCAUUCCGCAAGAAGUUCAGGAAACAAGCACAGAAGACGUUCCUCCCUCCCGCUUUCCCCGACACCAGAGUGGAUCAUGCAUACCUCCAUCCCGAAGUUGACUCAGACCCCUCUGGUUUUGAAUGGGGUGUGCCUGACCUGGACGCUCUGAGAGCCUAUUUGAUGGCGACUAUUGGCUGGAGUCAAGAGCGAACGGACGAGGUACUUGUUCCAGUCAUUCGAGAUAUGAACAAGCGUGGGGUGGAAGGGACACAGGCGAAUAUCACAAGGUUCUUUGGUGGCGGCGUUGGUUUGGGUGGGAAAGAAGCAGGCGCACCAAGAAAUAGGGGCGUGAAGAGUGGGAGGAUGGAAAAGGCAUUCGGGCGACUGAAGAAUGUAGCAGAGAAGAAGCGUUCUGAUGUUGUUCAGAUCGAGGCAGCUGACCUGAAUGAAGAUCUCCAUCUUGAGGCUGCCACAGCUAACGGGGGAAGGCGGCUUAGAGCCAAGAAGAAUUCUAAAGACAAGAAUAGUGCAAUGCUCGCCGAGGAUGGUGUUUCUGGUGAUGAGAGUGAUCCUGGCAUAGAGAAUGUUGCUAAGAAGAAAAGGAGGAAAAGGAAGCGCGUCGAUUGA